AGAAAAAGAUUGACAUUUCAAUGACAGCCGCAUCGUUAAAUUUUCUGCGGCCAUCUAUAUUUUCAGCUGCCAUCGCGAAAACGUAUCUCAUUAAUUUUGGAAAAAUCUAGUGAUUUGCUCUGAAAAACUUACAUUUGUGUUGAGGAAAAUGGCGCGCUCGAAAAAUCGUUCCGAGUCUGCCGAUUCGGAUAAAGCCGAUAAGAAACAGCGCGGACGUGAAAAAGAACGCAAGAAGCGUAGCUCUAGCAGCAGUGACAGCAGUUCAUCGGAUAGCAGUUCGUCACGUAGCAGUUCUGGAUCACGUUCAAGCUCAUCCAGCAGCUCAUCUUCGUCAUCCAGCUCGUCGUCCUCCUCGAGUAGCGGAGCAGAACGGUCACGACCCAAGCGAAAAACCGCAACUCGAUCUCGCUCGCGGAGCGCCAGUCCGCCUGCAAAGGAGCCUCCAAAGGACAUCAAACCUAUACUACCGAAAAUUAAAGAACGCAACGACCGGCGCACUCCAGAGCGUGACAAUGACAAUAAGGAAAACAAGCAAAUUAAACCGACAAGCCCUCCAGAUCGAGCUGCUAAGGAUACACGCAGCCGCCGGUCACGUUCAGGAUCUUCUAAACGUAGAAGGAAGGAGCGUUCCGUCACGCCACGCCCCACACGGAUACACGUUGGUCGAUUAACAAGAAAUGUUACUAAGGACCACAUUCUUGAAAUUUUUAGCACCUACGGUGAAAUUCGCAAUGUGGAUUUCCCCACUGAUCGUUUUCAACCGUUUACUCGUGGCUACUGUUAUAUAGAUUUCGCUAACCCGGACGGAGCGGAGAAUGCGUUAAAGCAUAUGGCCGGUGGACAGGUCGACGGGCAGGAAAUAUCGGCUGUAGCCGUUCUGGUGCAGAAAACACGUCCCCCGAUUCGGCGCCCUUCGCCAAUCAUGAGAAACAAUCGGCCACCACCGCGCUGGCGUGCGUCUCCGAUGCGCUACAGACGCCGCGAUCCAAUACGACGCAACAGCCCCCGACGCCGGCGCUCCCGCAGCCCAAUCAGAAGGCGACGUCAUAGUAACAGCUCGGACAGUUCUCGCUAAAUCAACCGGGCGCGGUCUUGCGUCUUAGGCUGGUAGAUAUGUACGUUGCGAUGAGUUCUUUUAUUGAUCAUAAUCAACUUUUCUUGAGUGGAUAAGAAAUAUAUUCAAAUACCCGACCACCUAACGGACGGAAUGUCUUUUUGUCUUUGUCACCACUAGAGGAAAUCUUAGGAUUACGAAGAAAUAACCUGAAUGAUAAAUUUAAUUGAAAAAAUGAUCACAUGAAUGGAAAUAAACACAUUAUUCUGCAAAUACAUAAUAA
Molecule: messenger RNA, 1337 nt
Organism: Wyeomyia smithii (pitcher-plant mosquito)
Lineage: Eukaryota; Metazoa; Arthropoda; Insecta; Diptera; Culicidae
Product: RNA-binding protein with serine-rich domain 1-A-like
Exons: 3
Coding region: 149-1075 (308 amino acids)
Biological process (GO): mRNA splicing, via spliceosome
Cellular component (GO): ASAP complex; cytoplasm; nucleoplasm
Molecular function (GO): RNA binding
Source: RefSeq, a predicted model, not a curated record